Exophiala viscosa is the source of this 516-nucleotide messenger RNA. RefSeq lists its product as uncharacterized. NCBI's taxonomy places the organism in Eukaryota, Fungi, Ascomycota, Eurotiomycetes, Chaetothyriales, Herpotrichiellaceae. The coding region runs from base 1 to 516 and encodes 171 amino acids. The transcript has a single exon. The record is from RefSeq and is a predicted model, not a curated record.
AUGGAAGACAAGAGCGGCGAGCGUGAGAAACAUCAAGUCAUCGUCGCCCGCACUCCCAGCUCCACUCAGUGGACUGAUAUCAUCAAGAAGAACAAGACUGGUAACGCCAAAGAGCCGCCACUCUUUCGCCAUAGUAUAGAGUUCACCUUACGAGAGCAAAGCUCGAAUUCAGCCCCUCAAGUUGGCACCGCACGUUACCUCGUGGUUGGUUAUGCCAAACCCAAUCUCGACAAGGUGAAGUACAGAACUUCGCAACCUGGCGUCACCAAACAGAUUGUCGGUCUCCAUAGACCGAGUGAGGUCCUUCUCUGGGAGGACGAUGAACACCCCACUGUGUACGUCGUCACCCCUAUCCAAGAUACCCAACCCGAUCAGCUCAAAUUCUAUGUUCUGCUUAAGCCAGAAAAUGAAAUCUGCUCUGCAUAUGCUCCCACGCUGCUGGGGGUGUGGUCUUAUUGUGGCUCUUACUCAUCCUUGUACCGAAGAGCUCGCCCAGAGGAACAUUAUACCUCAUGA